Aedes albopictus (Asian tiger mosquito) is the source of this 2961-nucleotide messenger RNA. RefSeq lists its product as uncharacterized. The transcript is spliced from 3 exons. Bases 1 to 2961 code for a protein of 986 amino acids. Lineage: Eukaryota; Metazoa; Arthropoda; Insecta; Diptera; Culicidae. Gene Ontology annotation, molecular function: zinc ion binding; catalytic activity; nucleic acid binding. The record is from RefSeq and is a predicted model, not a curated record.
AUGUGCUUCCGGAUCCACGGACACCAUCACCGAGCAGCCCCGCUGCGAGAAUCCGGCCCCACGGUAGGGCUAUCGCAAAAGUGCGUAACCGUGGAGGUCAACGCCGAAGGACUCGAGGAGUUUCUUGCUGCUGCUAGCUUGUACGGGUUAGUAGUUGGCAGGCAGCUAGUUACAGAAUACGUCGACAAACGGAGCAACGUGCACAAGGACAUCAAAGCGUUGGUGAUUAAGAUCCAAGGGGCCCUUGGAUCGGCAGUUAAAGAGUGGAAGAGUAUGGCACAGAGAGCCGAAGAUGCAGAGAAGGAGCUCUUGGCAGCCAAGACUGCCAGUGAAGCAAGCCGAACGUCGGAAGCGAGAAGGCAGAUCACUAACAAAACUGCGGAGAAAAAUAGCGUGGUGGAAAGCAUCUCCCAGAGGAUGCAAACUACACCCUUUUUCACGCCGAAGAGACCAAGGGCAUCGCCAGGAGAAGUGAGACCCGGUGGCUCCAAGAAACAUAAGGACGCCCCCGUUACUGGUGCACGCCAUCCAGUAGAGAAUGUCGUCGCAGACGGCCAUACCCCGUGGCAGGUCGUCAGCAAAAGAAAAGUGAAGUCGACCGGUAAAAGCAGGUCCGACAAACGGAAGCUCAUAAAGAGAAAAAAUAAAGGUGAAGCUCUCAUCGUCAAAACAAGUGACGACUCGUACGCGGAAGUUCUGCGCACCAUGCGGACUAAUCCGGACCUUAGGGAGCUAGGGGAAGACGUGAAGAAAAUUAGGCGCACCCGCAAUGGGGAAAUGAUCCUCGAGUUAAGAAGGGAUCCAAAAGGAAGCAGCUCCUCCUACAAAGAGCUUACCGAGAAAGCUAUGGGCGAUAAGGUCGAAGUCAGGGCCCUAUGUCCGGAAGCAACCCUCCUAUGCAAAGACUUGGACGAGGUCACAUCGGAGCAGGAAGUCGAAGUAGCUAUGAAGGAGCAGUGCGAGCUAGGAGAAGCCAGGAUGACCAUCCGUGUAAGAAACGGACCUUCUGGCACGAAGGUGGCAUCGAUCAAACUACCGAUCGAUGCAGCCAAUAAGGCACUAAGAGUUGGCAAGAUCAAAAUAGGCUGGUGUGUGUGCCCCCUGAGUAUCUCUCAGCAACCGGAAGUGUGUUUCAAAUGCCUAGAGUACGGCCAUCUGGCAAGAGAUUGCAAAGGGCCUGACAGAAGCAAACUAUGCAGAAGGUGUGGUGAGGAAGGCCACAAAGCUCAGGAUUGCAGGAAGUCCCCGAAGUGCCUCAUCUGCGCAAACACAGAGAACAGCAAUCAUCCGACAGGUGGCCGAAGAUGCCCGGCCUUCAAGCAACUUUUGCUGCGACAAGCCGUUGUGGAGCAAAACUGCGAUGUUGCUAUUAUUUCGGAGCCAUACCGAAUCCCCCCCGAAGAUGGAAACUGGACAGCAGAUAGGGCGAAAACAGUAGCAGUCUGGACAGCGGGAAGAUAUCCCGUGCAAGAAGUGGUGUACUGCGCAGAUGAAGGUUUUGUGGUUGUGAAAAUCAACGGAAUUUUUAUAUGUAGCUGCUAUGCCCCACCAAGAUGGACGAUAGAGCAGUUUAACCAAAUGCUGGACAGGAUAACCGAGGAGCUAAUCGGCCGAAGACCAGUCGUCAUUGCCGGCGAUUUUAACGCUUGGGCGGUCGAAUGGGGUAGCCGUCUCACAACCCCAAGAGGAAGUAGUCUACUGGAGGCCCUAGCUAAGCUAAACAUAGACAUCGCCAACGAAGGUAGCACCAGUACGUAUCGUAGGGAAGGUAGAGAGUCUAUCGUCGACGUCACCUUUUGCAGUCCUGUUCUGAUGGGAGCGAUAAAUUGGAGAGUAUGUGAGGAAUACACCCACAGCGACCAUCAAGCCAUCCGGUACCAUAUUGGAGGCAGGGCUCGGCUGGAGUCACGUGGGACACAAACGAAUGAGCGGAGGUGGAGGACAGCGAACUUCGAAAAGGACGUGUUUGUGGAGGCGCUAAGGCUGGAGAGCAAUUCACUGAACCUCAGUGCAGACGAGCUGGAAGCGGUACUAUCCCGCGCGUGCGACGCUACAAUGCCAAGGAUGGGAAAACCAAGAAACAGUCGACACCCCGUCUACUGGUGGAACCCAACGAUUGCUGAUCUGCGAGCACAGUGCUUACGAGCUAGAAGAAGGAUGCAGAGGGCUAGAAAUGACGGUGAUAGGGAGCAACGUAGGUUACCUUACAGAGCAGCAAGAGCCGCAUUGAACAAAGCGAUCAAGCUCAGCAAGAAAGCCUGUCUUGACAAUCUCUGUCAUAAGGCCAACUUGAAUCCAUGGGGUAGUGCGUACAAAGUAGCAAUGUCGAAGAUAAAAGGUCCUGCGGUACCACCCGACAGAUGCCCGGAAAAGAUGAAAGUUAUCAUCGAGGCACUGUUUCCGAUUCACGAGCCGACAAUCUGGCCGCCCACACCGUACGUCAAUCAGGAUACCCACGAUGAAGAAAUCAGGGUGACUAACGAAGAGCUGAUCGCGGUAGCGAAAGUCUUGCCAAUCGAGAGAGCCCCUGGCCCGGACGGGAUACCAAACGUGGCACUAAAAGCAGCAAUCUACGAAAACCCGGAUAUGUUCAGGAGCACAAUACAACAUUGCAUUCAGGAGGGCAGUUUCCCUGACAUCUGGAAACGACAGAAAUUGGUGCUACUGCCAAAGCCUGGGAAACUUCCCGGCGACCCUUCAGCGUAUAGGCCGAUAUGCCUAUUGGAUACCGUUGGUAAAUUGUUGGAGAGAGUGGUCCUAAACAGGCUCACGAAAUACACUGAGAGUGAGAGCGGUCUAUCAGAAUUGCAGUUCGGAUUCCGGAAAGGCAGGAGCACUGUAGAUGCCAUCAGAACGGUUGUGGAUGCUAUGCAGACGGCGCAGAAGCAACAGAGAAGGGGAAACCGUUACUGCGCGGUGGUCACCCUAGACGUCAAAAAUGCUUUCAACAGUGCCAGCUGA